CACUGCAACACUGACAACUUGCUUAAGAGAGGAAGUCACUGCUUACCCACAAUCCUCUGCGGCGAUAAAGUGACCUCUGCUGCUAACUCCAGCCUGUUAAAGUCAUAAAGUCAUGGCUCCUCCGGUUGCGGUGUCUCCGUUGAUUAAGACUGCCAGGUAUUCAGCGUUGAUUGCUGGUGUCCUCUAUGGCAAAAUGAGAUAUGCCAAACUGAAGCCUAUUGGGGCUGAGGAGCGGAGGAUCGAAGAAGAGGAGAAGAAGAUCCACGAGGAGCAGCAGCGCAUCGCCAAGCAGCUUGCAGAAGCAAAUGAAGAAACCAUCCUGAAAUAGACCUUCACUUCCAGGACAAUUUUCAUUCUAGAGCCACUCCAACAACAUCCAUGCUGGGCCAUUCACUCACCCUUGAUGUGGACGUGUGGAGAAGUCUUUUAUUCCUGCUUGUUAGAAACCCUCAUACGGAUUCAUGUCUCUGGAACUGUAAAUAUUAAGUUCAGACUUGGUAAUAAAUCAUGUCGUUAACACA
Nerophis lumbriciformis (worm pipefish) is the source of this 521-nucleotide messenger RNA. RefSeq names its product ATP synthase membrane subunit eb (gene atp5meb). Gene Ontology annotation, molecular function: proton transmembrane transporter activity. Gene Ontology annotation, biological process: proton motive force-driven ATP synthesis. The record is from RefSeq and is a predicted model, not a curated record. Lineage: Eukaryota; Metazoa; Chordata; Actinopteri; Syngnathiformes; Syngnathidae. Gene Ontology annotation, cellular component: proton-transporting ATP synthase complex.